Cicer arietinum (chickpea) is the source of this 3106-nucleotide messenger RNA. NCBI's taxonomy places the organism in Eukaryota, Viridiplantae, Streptophyta, Magnoliopsida, Fabales, Fabaceae. The record is from RefSeq and is a predicted model, not a curated record.
ACAAGUAAUAAUGUAGUACUACCAUAGAUCUCGCUUUCAUGUACUUUUGGGUCCCCACUUGGAUCCCAAUAUACCUCGUAAUUCCGUAUCAGCAUUUCGUUUUCAUUGAUCAAUCAAUUCAAUUCAAUUGCAGAUUCAACUCAACUUUUCUUCUGCAAUCUCAUUCCUUCUCCAGCUGCAUGCAGCAAUGGCUGAUGAGUUCUUGAACAAAUUUAAGAUUCCCGAUUACAUUCUUGUACCGGAAUCCAAUGUCGAGAAAUUUGAUGAAAGUGAUCUGGUCGUGCCUAACUGUCCUGUGCUGGUUUUUGUUAACUCCAAGAGUGGUGGUCUACUUGGAGGGCACCUCUUACUAACGUAUCGUACACUUCUUAAUGAAAAACAGGUCUUUGAUUUGGGAGAACAUGCUCCUGAUAAGGUGCUGAGAACAAUCUAUUCUAAUUUGGAAAGUCUCAAGAAAAGGGGUGAUCAAUUUUCUAUAAAGACCAUGGAGAGGUUGAAGUUAAUUGUUGCAGGGGGCGAUGGAACAGCAGGAUGGCUACUUGGAGUUGUUUGUGAUCUCAAGUUAUCUCAUCCGCCGCCAAUAGCUACUGUUCCGUUGGGCACAGGGAAUAAUCUACCUUUUGCGUUUGGUUGGGGGAAGAAGAACCCGGGGACAGAUCAACGCUCAGUUGAGGCAUUUUUAGAUCAAGUCAUGAAGUCUAAGGAAAUGAAAAUAGACAACUGGCAUAUUCUUAUGAGGAUGAGAGCUCCAAAAGAAGGUUCAUGUGAUCCAAUUCCGCCACUUGAGCUGCCACAUUCUUUACAUGCUUUUCAUCGUGUAUCUGAAGCCGAUGAACUUAAUAUGGAAGGUUAUCACACUUUUCGCGGAGGAUUUUGGAAUUACUUCAGCAUGGGAAUGGAUGCUCAAGUAUCUUAUGCAUUUCAUUCUGAGAGAAAGUUGAAUCCUGAAAAGUUCAAAAACCAGUUGGUGAAUCAGAGUACGUAUGCUAAGCUUGGAUGCACACAAGGAUGGUUUUUUGCGCCUUUAGUCCAUCCUGCUUCCAGGAACAUAGGACAACUUGCAAAAGUGAAGAUCAUGCAAAGACAAGGUCAAUGGCAAGACCUAAACAUACCUCCCAGCAUCAGGUCAAUUGUAUGUCUUAACUUGCCAAGCUUUUCUGGUGGAUUGAAUCCAUGGGGUACACCAAGCAGGAGGAAGCUACGAGAUAGAGAUUUGACACCACCCUAUGUGGAUGAUGGGCUUCUAGAAGUUGUUGGGUUUAGAAAUGCAUGGCAUGGGCUUGUUUUGCUUGCUCCAAAAGGACAUGGAACUCGUCUUGCUCAGGCACAUAGAAUUCGGUUUGAGUUUUGCAAAGGCGGAGAAGAUCAUACAUUCAUGAGGAUCGAUGGAGAACCUUGGAAACAACCUCUUCCAGUUGAUGAUGAUACUGUUGUGAUAGAGAUUUCUCACCUUGGUCAGGUUAACAUGCUUGCCACUCAUAUCUGCAAGUCUAAAAGCAUGUAUGAUCCGUCAUCACCACACCAUGACAAUGAAGAAGAUGACAGUGACGAAGAAGAAGAAGAAACAGAAGACUCGGUAGCCGAGGAAUUUCGGAAGUUUGGUGCAGCAGAUACAUUUAGAAUCCCCGAUGAGAGGAUAUAAAGAGUCUUGAGUCACUCGAUGAUUAACGAGCAAGCAAGCCAAGCCGCAAGGAAAAGGUCUAUGAAGUAUGGGUGGAGAGAUUGUACAAGUUGGUUCUUCUCACAGCCUAGUGGGUCAAAAGUUACAGGACAAGAACCCGAAGUCCUAACAGAAACUAUAUAGGUGAUUCCAACCAUCAAUUACGGAAGCUCAAUCUUUACUACCAGGUGAUGAACAAUGGAUUUUUUAUUCCAAGGUCGGUUAUAGUAGAUGAUAUGUCAACUACAUUAGAUGACAUUAAGUUCGGACCAUACGGUUACUUAUUUGAACUAGACAAUUUUAUUUAUGGAAGUUAUGGUGAUUCUAUAUCAGACUUUCAAAGUGCUUUUGACUAUGAUAAAAGUGUGCCGUUGGAGAGGACAUGUCUACCAUUGAGAGUUGUGAUAGCUUGAUGGGUAAGAAAUGUCUUUGUCAAACAAAUGACCUUCCGAACUUAAUGUCAUCCAAUGUAGUUGACACAACAUCCACCAUAACCAACUUUGGAAUAAAAAAAGUCAUUGUUCAUUAUAGUAAUGAAAAGGUGCAUUGCACCGUGUUUCUAGAAACUGAGUAUAAAUAACAAGCUAGACAUUAAAGCCUAAACAUAGGAUGUCAAAAAACAAAGAGAUAAACAUACAAAAACUUGUGAAAUUAUAAUAAUUGUGGUUUCAUGUUUUAGUUUGGUUGUGCUUUUUUUUUUUUUUGUUUAUCUUAUAAAAUGUACAACUGGUCUUCUAUUGGUGCAAAAUUGCAUUCUUGCUAUUCGCACUGUUCAAACAAACCCAUUGCACUUUCAGAAGUUGUGGGGAACACUACAUCAGCGCCAUGGCUUCCAUAAUUUACAGAACAAAAAAAUUUCAAUAAUUUAGAAGAUCCUCCUUCUUUGAUGAAGAAUCUAGAAUCUGUUUGCAUACUAUAAUUUUAUAUUGAGAAAUUAAACAAAUACAAUUUGUUUGUUCUCAUAUUUAUCAGAAAGAGAAUACUUAUGCAGAUAAGCUUCCUUCACAUGGUAUUGAGAUCAGUGGUUUUGUUUGGUGGUAUCCAAUUCCUAAUUUCAUUUCUGCAGAUUUCUUUCCUAAUAUGAAUGGCUUACCUAGUUACAAAUUUAAAUGAUUUUUCCAAGGGUUUGGUGUAUAUCCCCAUAUUUUCUCUGUAUUCUUUUAUCAAUAAUAUUGAGUUGUGACGUACAUGAUCGGUGGUGACUCGGGUGCCAACGUAGUUCUGAUGUUUUCUUCUAUAAUGAUGUUUUUGCACAUCUCUAUGCCAUUGUAAAAUAAAGAGUAUCUAUAUCAAGGAUGAAACUUUCACAACUUUCCUCAAUAGGUAAAUUUAUUAGAUACAUGUGAAUAAUUUCAGCUAUCAGAAUAUAUAUGCCUUCAGGUAUGUAUUUGAGAACUACAAAAUACAUAAUAAGCGAAUGAACAGGAAAAAAUACAUGUAAGAAAA